Lytechinus variegatus (green sea urchin) is the source of this 2271-nucleotide messenger RNA. Its product is annotated as neuronal acetylcholine receptor subunit alpha-9-like. Gene Ontology annotation, cellular component: membrane; synapse; neuron projection. The coding region runs from base 251 to 1585 and encodes 444 amino acids. NCBI's taxonomy places the organism in Eukaryota, Metazoa, Echinodermata, Echinoidea, Temnopleuroida, Toxopneustidae. The record is from RefSeq and is a predicted model, not a curated record. Gene Ontology annotation, biological process: monoatomic ion transmembrane transport; nervous system process; signal transduction. Gene Ontology annotation, molecular function: extracellular ligand-gated monoatomic ion channel activity; transmembrane signaling receptor activity; neurotransmitter receptor activity. The transcript is spliced from 8 exons.
GAACAAAGGCGGCGGCGGUGUGCAUUGUCCCGUAAUCACUUGUAUUCCCUCUGUUGACUCGGGGGAAAGUGUAUAUAGACAUUGCGAGCCUAGUAUACAGGAGAGAUAACAUCAGACCAACUCGGUUUUUAUGGUUAGGGUGUGGAGUGUGGAUCGGAACAAAUCUCCCGAGAUUCGAACCCCGAACCUGCAGCUUCAAAGCUCUGAAUCUAAAUUUUUUCGCACUUGACUUGUUAAUGGAGAUAUCGUAAUGUUCAAUAAUAGUUUAUUGGUCACAAUCAUUGCUGUAUUCGCUUUUGGUUUCAAAGAUGGCGUAACAGCAACUCCAUCGACGGCUGAAGGUCAACUGAUCCACGACCUUUUUGACACUGGAUAUGACGUCAGAGUGAUGCCCCACCGAGACCUUGGCCGUCCCUUGGAGAUGACCAUCAACUUUUAUUUGUUUUCCAUUCUGGAUGUGGAUACUAAAAAUGGGAUCCUCAGCGGAGUUUCUUUUGUCAACAUACUGUGGCAUGAUCAGCGGUUAGUAUGGAGCCCUUCUAAAUACAGUAACAUUUCUGAGAUUACUGUUCCCUUGGGAUCGGCCUGGACGCCCCCACUGCAGAUCUAUAACACGGCUGGGUAUGGUCAGACCAAUAUGAUCUUCCAGAAGGAUGGAAAUGUCUUGAAGAUAUUCGCUGACGGUACAUCUUACAUACAGUCUAACAUGUAUCACAAUACAAUCUGCUAUACUGUCUUGGUCGACUUUCCUUUCGAUUCACAUAACUGCAGUAUUGGUUUCUUCAUAAUGGGUUACCACAGUGAUCGCAUCAAGUUAGUCCCUGGUCGCGCUUACUCAAUCUUCAACUAUAAUGCAGAAUGGAAGAUACAAAAUCUUGUUUUUCUUCCACAUGACCACACGGACGUCGUAACUCACAAAAAUAUAUCCUUCCUCGACACCGUGAUGCAUCUAGAGAGAGCACCAAACUUUUACCUGCGGAACAUUCUCUGCCCGCUUGUCCUCCUGAAUGGCCUAGCCCUUAGCACGUUCUGGAUACCUAUCAAGAGUGGCGAACGCGUCUCGGCAUCGCUUUCUCUUGUUCUCGGCAACACCGUGUUCCAGAUCAUCAUCUCUGACAUCAUGCCAAGGACUUCGGACCCGGAGUUCGAACCUCGCAUUGUCUUCUUCUGCGUGUCGUCAUUCGCUCUCAUCACAGCCAUCACCGUCUGGUCAAUGCUGGUGUCAAACCUGGCUGCCAAAAAGUGGUCUUUGAGGACGUCCGCAGCGAGGCGAUUGUUCCUGGAGGUGCUGCCAGUGCUUACCUGCACAAAAUCGUUGAAGGGUUGCAGGACAAGGGCGGCUGUAAAAGAUAUUUCUAUGCAAGAUGACGGGAAACAAGAAGUGACUGCGGUACACGCAUUCGACCAUGACACCGAAGAACAUCAGGGCGAACAACGAGGGGACGAAUCGCAGACGACAGAUAUGGAAGUCGUCGCAGAGAUGUUGGAUCGCCUUGUAAUGGUGGUAGUUUGUGCUUUGUUGAUAACUCUAGCAGUCAUCACCGAUCCUCUGAUAAUCUCUACACUUCGAGCCUUGUUUCAUUGAAGAUAAAGUGAAUCAUUAAAGGUCAAAGUCUCGUGAAUCGUGAGACUUUUUUUCUUGAAAGUCCACCUCAGAAAAAUAUUAAUUUGAAACAAUAGAGAAAAAUCAGCCAAGCACUAUGCUGAAAAUUCCUAAUACGGAUUCAUGUAUAUUAUUAUACGUUUUUACAAUUUAUAUGUGUGUGUGUUAUGUGUGUGUGUAAUUUUCUAACAAGUGGAGUAACAAUACAUUGCGCAUUGGCUGGAAUUCUCUUUCGUUACAUAAUUUCGGUCUGUACAAAUUCACGUUGAUAUACUCCGUUACUCACGGGUGCACUUUCUCACGUGACAUAACACUCGUUAAGUAAAACACAACGUAUUUCAAACGACACAGAAUACACCAAGUGAAGGGAUUGAAAGUUCAAGUAAAAUAUUCAACAUUUUACUUCCUUUUUAAUAUAUUCGGAUAGUGUGUAUCAACAUAGAGGGCAUCCGAAUCUAGAAAACUAACAUAAAAAAGGCUAUGAACGUUAGGCCUAUAUACCUAGAAGACUGAACAUUUCAUCUGGUAGUUUUCAUGCGAAACAAUUUCAUUGUGAUAACAAAAAGGUGUCUUACAUCUUCUACUUCUUUUUCAACGAAGGAACGCUUUUCACAAUUUACUUUUAGUUACUUAUUCACAAAUACAUAUUUACAUCCCCAUCCCCGUAU